Capra hircus (goat) is the source of this 1156-nucleotide messenger RNA. RefSeq names its product mitochondrial ribosomal protein L39 (gene MRPL39). Lineage: Eukaryota; Metazoa; Chordata; Mammalia; Artiodactyla; Bovidae. The transcript is spliced from 10 exons. Gene Ontology annotation, cellular component: mitochondrion. The record is from RefSeq and is a predicted model, not a curated record. Gene Ontology annotation, molecular function: nucleotide binding; RNA binding. Bases 78 to 1085 code for a protein of 335 amino acids.
GUGCGCGCUCGGAGUUUCCGGGGAAGAGGACGGAGGAGGACCUGCGCGCGGAGGUUCCUACCGCCGCGGAGGAGGCAAUGGCGGUGGUAGUCUGGGGGCUGCGGCUCUGGCGGGCCGCCCCCAGUGGCGGGGCUGCCUGGAGGUCUGUGGCCACAUCACCUGCUUCUCAGCUGUCACCGACCGAACUGAUACAAAUGCAGAAUGAUCUCUUUAACAAAGAGAAAAACAGGCAGCUGUCACUAACUCCCCGAACUGAGAAGAUUGAAGUGAAACACGUUGGUAAAACUGACCCUGGCACUGUCUUUGUGUUGAAUAAAAACGUUUCCACUCCUUAUAGCUGUGCCAUGCAUUUAAGUGAGUGGUACUGCAGGAAGUCUAUUCUGGCUCUUGUGGAUGGACAGCCUUGGGAUAUGUAUAAACCUUUGACCAAGUCCUGUGAAAUUAAAUUUCUAACUUUCAAAGAUGAUGAUCCAGGAGAAGUCAAUAAGGCUUAUUGGCGUUCUUGUGCCAUGAUAAUGGGCUGUGUGAUAGAGAGGGCAUUCAAAGAUGAAUAUGUGGUCCAUUUGGUCAGAGCCCCAGAAGUUCCAGUAAUCGCUGGAGCCUUCUGCUAUGAUGUUGUUUUGGAUAAGAGACUUGAUGAGUGGAUGCCAACAAAAGAGAACCUGCGUUCUUUCACAAAAGAUGCUCGUGCUUUAAUUUAUAAAGAUCUUCCAUUUGAAACCCUGGAAGUUGAAGCAAAAGUGGCAUUAGAAAUAUUUCAGCACAAUAAGUACAAAGUAGAUUUCAUAGAAGAGAAGGCAUCCCAGAACCCUGAGAGAAUAGUCAAGCUACACAGAUUUGGUGACUUCAUUGAUGUAAGCGAGGGCCCUCUUAUUCCAAGAACAAGUAUUUGUUUCCAGUAUGAAGUGUCAGCGGUUCACAAUAUUCAAGCCACCCAGUCGAGUCUUGUACGAAGAUUCCAGGGUCUCUCUCUACCUGCACACUUAAGAGCACAUUUUACCAUAUGGAAUAAAUUAUUGGAAAGGUCUCAGAAAAUGGUAACUGAAGAUCAAACUAAGCCUACAGAGAAGAGUGCAUCUACCUAGUAACUUCCUCAAAUUUAAAUACGUAAAUUAAAAUAAAAGUUUUCUAUGUGUGUUUGUGCGUGCUUAUAAAA